AUGGCGGAUCUAAAGGCCCUCCAUGAAGCCACCUUCCCCAUCGCGUACGAGGCGGAGUUCUACUCCAACGUGGUGCACCACAGGGGCAUCAUCUCAUGGGGCGCGGUGGAUCCCUGCAAGCCUGACAGGCUGGUGGGGUUCAUCACUGCCCGCCUGGUCCCGCCUGCAGAGGCGCAGGCAGCAGACGUGCUUCCUUUGACGCCGCCUUCGCCCUGCCACACCCCUUCACCCUCACUCCUCUACAUCCUCACGCUAGGCGUCGCAAAGCCCUACCGCAAGGCUGGCGUGGCAUCCCACCUGGUGCAUCUGCUGCUCUCCCACGCCUCCUCCCUCCCGCACUGUGCGGCCGUCUACCUGCACGUGGUCGCAUACAACGCAGCUGCCAUCCGCUUCUAUCGCUCGCUGCGCUUCUGCUACCGCCGCCGCCUCUCCCGCUUCUACUAUCUCGAGGGGGGGGAUUACGAUGCGCUGCUCUUUGCGCGUUACGUCAACGGCUGGUUACCGCCUGACUCCAGGUCCCAGUUGCAAGGGCCGACUCUCCAGCUACUGCAGCCUGCACUCACAGCAGCUUCUACUGCUGUGUCUGCUGCCAUGUCCCUAGUGUGCGUUCGCCCAACCGCUUCUCUUCUCCGAGCUUUUAUGCAUUCUGGAUGGAUUUCCAUCCCCGCCGUGGCUCUGCUGCUUGUAGCGCUGCUCGCCCCCGCCACGCGCGCCAUGCCCGUGAGCGACUUAAUAUCAGCCCUGAAGUCAAAGGACGUUCAGUACGACCUCAUGGAGCGUCUAUUCGCGCUGGACGGCACAAAAGACAUCUCGGGCGUGACAAUUCUCGUCCCGCGAUCCGACGAGAUUCCCAAUGCCUACAGCUACGCGAGGCAUGACAACACAACUCGCAAGUACAACCAGGCGAUCGCAGACGCGCUCACGAUCUUGAACGAAGCCGACAGCUCUGCAGAGCGGUGGACCGCCGUUUCACAGAACUUCUCCGCUGCUGCCAAGGGAGCGUUGUCGGAUAUCUGGAAGUUUCAGAUCGUGAAGCAAUACAUUCCGCCCUCCGUCGCGACGCAGAAGUACUCAUCUGGCGGACCAUGGGAGCUUCCCACAAUGGAGGGACAGCCGCUCUGGAUGGCGUAUUAUCCUAUGUAUGGCGGCGAGUGGAACAUAUCCGGCUCGCCUCCUCAGCAGCAGGCCAGCGCUCCGCUGCCUCGAGUCAACGGCAACGUGCAAAUCGAUGGGAGCCCGUUUGCAUACACGGUGGAGGAUGCUGGAGACGUCGUACAAGAUUUUCCAGACAGCCAGGUCGUGGUGUAUAAGAGCCACGCACUGCUUUUACCUUAUAAUAUGGAGGCUCUUAGCGCGUAUGCAGGCGCCAAUGCGUCCAUCUUCCACCUUCUUGCCUCCAUUGGCCUGGCUCUUACUGCACUCCUGCUGCUGUAA
Closterium sp. Yama58-4 is the source of this 1434-nucleotide messenger RNA. The record is from the annotation of a GenBank genome assembly. NCBI's taxonomy places the organism in Eukaryota, Viridiplantae, Streptophyta, Zygnematophyceae, Desmidiales, Closteriaceae.